CUUGCACGUAUAAUUUAUAGUCACUAAAGAUAUGAGGUAACUAUAUAACUUACUGAAUAUGUCUUUUGUAUUUACUUAUUUUUUUGGGUCACUUUUACAAAUCCAUUAAAUUCGCCAUGAUUAGUUCAAAAUGGAAUAUUGUAGUGUUGGUUUGUGUAUUAGUGCUCAAAUGCAAUAUCGCUAGUGCAGGUAAAAAUCUGCGAAUAAUAGGAGGGACAAAGGCAAAAAUAGAGGAUCACCCAUGGAUGGUAUCUUUCUCGAAUGGUACUGGGUAUCAUUGGUGCGGAGGAUCUCUUAUAAAUGACAACACUGUUGUCACCGCUGCACAUUGUUUUGAGGACGACUAUCUAAAAUAUGCCGUAGUUGGGGUUGCUGAUUUGAGACAUGAAAAAACUUUCAUACCGUUGAAGAAGUCUAAACUGCAUGAGAAAUACGACUACCUAAAAACUGGUUACGAUAAUGAUAUAGCAAUUGUUAAGCUGACAGAGAAAGUUGUAUUUUCGUCUAAGAUUCAACCCAUACGUCUACCAAAACACGAUAUUCACAUACCAAAUGAAACACCCGUUAUUACUGCAGGUUGGGGUACUACAGUUCCAGGGGUUGAGAUGGCAUCAGAUGUUUUAAUGGACGUCAACAUCAACAUAAUUGACUGGCAAAUAUGUAAAGAACGUUUGCUCGUUACAGAGCGGAUGAUCUGCGCAGGAGAUCUAAAUGGUGGACGAGAUUCAUGCCAGGGUGAUUCGGGGGGACCACUGGAACUCAACGGCACAUUAGUCGGCAUCGUAUCAUUUGGAGGUUUGUGUGGAGAACCAAAUUCACCUGCAGCUUAUACCAAAGUAUCAGAUUUUCUAUCAUGGAUACACAAAAACAUUGACAUUUAAUGUCGGUCAAGACAAAUUUUUCCCCUAUUAAUUAAUCGCAGAAAAAAU
Messenger RNA from Diabrotica balteata, 929 nucleotides. NCBI's taxonomy places the organism in Eukaryota, Metazoa, Arthropoda, Insecta, Coleoptera, Chrysomelidae. The record is from the annotation of a GenBank genome assembly.